CAUUGCCAAAUAUUAAAACGGUUUAACGGAAUACCGCUAAUUACCGGUUACUUACGGGAUACCCCCGUGCGGCGUACGCGGUUUAAAAUAAGCCGUAUCGGGAAAAGGCAAUAUGUUAAAAGCAUAGGCAAAACCGCCUUCUUAAAUUGCACGAAAGCGCAUAAAGCGCGAAAAAUUUAUAAAACCGACUUUGCAUGCCCGAAAGGGCACGAAGGAAAGGGAAGCUAA
Messenger RNA from Gaeumannomyces tritici R3-111a-1, 228 nucleotides. RefSeq lists its product as hypothetical. The annotation marks the transcript as partial. The transcript has 2 exons. NCBI's taxonomy places the organism in Eukaryota, Fungi, Ascomycota, Sordariomycetes, Magnaporthales, Magnaporthaceae. The record is from RefSeq and is a predicted model, not a curated record.